GUGUGUAAGCUGAUAUUCUUGCAAAGUUGAUGCUGCUCAGCCAUCCAAUUCUGCUGGGAUGAUAGCAGAGAAAGUAUAAAAUCAUACAGACAGGAGGAGAACACUGACUGAGAGUCUGACUGAAUCCGCUCCACUUGUCAACACACACUUUUAUGAGAUAAUGGAUACAUCUCAGCUUCUCUUCCUCAUGUUUGCAGUGAUGUCUACAUCUGAAUGUGCAGAGACAGCAGAGUCCCAGUGUGAGAACUAUGAGAACAAGUCAUUUGUCCUUCAGGAAGGUGAAGCAUUUUAUUUUAUGCCUGAUGAUUUUGAGGACAACCCCCCAGCUGGACAGUUCACAUGGUAUAAAACUAACACCAUGAACAACUCAAAGAUUGAGUCCAUCUCAUUUGAUGAGAAAGAGAGGAUACAUUACCACGGAGGAGCGAUCUUUUUCUUAAACCUCCUUUCUGAGGACUCUGGCAUUUACACUGUCCGGCACAUAGAUCCAUCAGGAGACUGCAGCAGCCUUUAUCUAAAGGUUGAUGUCUUCAAUGUAACUAAACGAUGGAACCACGUUUACUGGAAAUCAACUGGCCAAGAUGUGAACAUGAUGGUCCCAUGUCCAGGUCCUGUCAGGGAAAUAUGUGAUACAUUUAGGGGAAAUUUCACCUGGUACAAGGACUUCAGUCUUCUUCAAGGCGAACAUGCAGCUGACCUGUGGGUUGAAAAUGCUAUCAAAGAUCAUGAGGGCAUCUACACCUGUAUUUGUACCUGGACACAUAAUCACACAGUGUACAACACGUCAGGCUCCAGGUGGCUAAAAGUUAAAGAUCAAGUUGCCUAUCGUGAACCACUUAUCCUCACUCCGACCAACAAAGAGCAGCUUGCUGAUGAAGGCUAUGGAAUCAAGUUGAACUGCUCUGUUUUCUGCGGAACUAAUGCGAAACGUGAAUGUAAUGCUAGCUGGCGUAUUAAUGGAGUCCCUUUCAAUGGAUGGAAGCAAGGAUACAGUCAAAGCACCUAUUUGACCACUGAGAAUCCUUCAAAGAACACCAUCUCCACUGCGACCCUGACCAUUGAUAAAGUGUUGGCUAAAGAUUUUCAGGCUGAAUUUAAAUGCAUUGGCAACACCUUUUAUAUGAUGAAGAAUGUCACUUUAACUCUUAAACGAGGAGAAUCAAUAAUUCCACUAGUCAUCAGACCUGUGUGCGUGUUGCUCUUCUGUGUGAUUGUUGCUGUGCUGGUCAAGUGCUUUGCUAUCGACCUCACUCUCUUCUUCAGGACUUUCUUCCCUGUACGUAGUCACAAAAAAGAUGCAAGGUUGUACGAUGCCUAUGUGGUAUACCAGACACAGUGUUUGGACAAAGCCACUGAGGACACGCAGUGUCGGUUUGUCACACAGACUUUGCCAUCCGUCCUUGAGGAAAAGUGUGGAUAUCGACUUUUCAUCCAUGGGAGGGAUGACAUACCUGGGGAAGACCAUCUGGAGCUGGUGGAGGACAGCAUGAGGCAGAGCAGGAGACUGAUUGUCAUCCUCACCCCAGGUUCAGGAUCAGGGUCUGAGAUCACAGCCAUGCCCCAAAACUUUAUGGAACUAGAGGGGUUUGACUGGCAGGUGGGGCUCCACCAUGCACUGGUCCAGAGGGAGAUGAGUGUGAUUCUGAUCCAGCUUGGGGACACAGGGCCCCACGGAUACACCCACCUUCCCAUUGGCUUGCAGCACCUGAUCCGUAAGAGUGCCCCUUUGAGGUGGCCAGAGGGUUCACGGGGUGCUGCAGCGAUGAACUCACGCUUCUGGAAGAGAGUGCGAUACCUGAUGCCUGCUACACCUGCCAAAAAAUGUCCACAGUCUGCUAUUGUUUAAAAUUUGGCCCAGAUGCACCAGUCCCUUUAUACAGAUGUGUGGGAAAAAUCACUGGCGUCAGUUAUACUGUACGUAUAUGUCAAUAUUAUGCGAAUAGGUCCUAUGGCAAUGUGUUUACUGUAGGUUCAAAGUUGUAUUUAUUCCUCCAUGAAAGUAUGUACAUUUUAUUGUCAGCAUCUUUAUGCUGUUUAUUAGUGGAUGACAAAGCUGGGGAGCUGCUUUUGUGGUUUACUUUCCAGCAGGUACAUGUGUUUGGGGGACUCUGGAUUUCAACAAGGCUACAAAGAAGUGAAAACUUUGACUAAGUACUGAGUACUGAGUCUUUUAUUUCUACCUACUAUCCAGUAUUGAAGAAGCCUCUUGGAUGAGGGGUGAAAUAUCUUUAUAUAUUUACAGCCGAAGUACAGUUGCCCUUGAUUCAACUUUUCUCAGAUAACAAUAACCUGGAUCACUGAGAAUCAAAGAUCUCCUCCAUUCCUGUUCAGUUUGGGUUACAGUUCUGUAAAUUCUGCAGGUUUCACGACUGCUGUCCAGGGUGCAGAUUCUAGGAUCAUCAGAAAUAUAGGAGCUGUUCUCACAGGCAGGAUUUCCAUUGUUUAUAGUGAAUGGUAUACAUCCAUUCACUAUAAACAGUGGAAACUUAUUUUGGGAAACUUCAUCAAUUUGCUGCUGUUUCUGGAAACCACUGUCCUCAGCUAUAUGUUAAUGGACCACUGCUGUCUCCAACUUGUACGAAAGUUGCCGUUUGAAUGUAGACUUUAUUUAUAUUCUGUCCCUGUUUGUGUGGUGGUAUUUACUGUUUUGUUUAUUUUGAAAUCUGUUACAGGCUACCCAUUUAUGUAUAAUCUCCCACUGUUUAAUUAAGAAAGAUACAGCAAUAUUAUGUGUUUAUAAGACACACCCACAUUUGUUCCACAUAUAUAAGAAUAAAUAAGCACAAGUCGA
Lates calcarifer (barramundi perch) is the source of this 2791-nucleotide messenger RNA. Its product is annotated as interleukin-1 receptor-like 1. Lineage: Eukaryota; Metazoa; Chordata; Actinopteri; Centropomidae. Gene Ontology annotation, biological process: signal transduction. The record is from RefSeq and is a predicted model, not a curated record.